AUGAGUUAUCGUUAUUGGUCGUUAUGCGCAUGCGCGAAAAGUAAUUUCACUUCCGAGGACUACAAUCUCAUAUUUACUUCCGUGUUUACAGUAAUAGCUAGUUAAAUAAACCGAUGAACGAUGGAAACGAAGAGGAAAUCUUUGAAAUAUUGCUGUGUUUGUAAGGGAACUUUUCGUGGCAAAGUUAUCGAUGGUAGAACGGUCUCUCUUCAUCGUUUUCCAAAGAAUAAACGUGUUAAACGAGUCUGGAUACAACGAUGUAAGACUGUGAUGAAAAGUUUUCAGUGGAAUGGAAACAAACUGUUAUGCAGUGAACAUUUUGUUGAUCGUGCGGGUCCGUCCAUGCUCCAUACCCUUCCAUCUAGAUUUCCGACUGCGUCAGGGACUGACAAAAUAUUUCUAAGCUCAGCGCUUGAUGAGAAUGAACAAGAACCAGACACAUACGAUGGUGACGUAAACUUCCAAGGCAAGCCUUUCAUUGCUACACGUUUGGAAUCAGAAUCAGAGACUCCUGAAGAUCUUCAAAUGCCAGCAACAGAAGUAGGAGAUCAUCAGAACGGUGACGAUGCUGAGACGUCUUUCAUACAAGAAUCCCACAAAUCCAACCUUGAUGUUUCCCUAAAUUUCCAUGACUACACAUGUGAACCGGUUCCAGCACCAAGUGCAAUCAGGAUGAUUGAAACACAGACCUGUAUACCGACGAUGACGAUAGGUACACAGACAGAAUCGGUUCAAACAAUUCGAAGUAUUAGUACCCAAACUGGUACAUGUGAGCAGAGAGGUAUUGGAGUGCAGGCAAUGCUUCCUACUCUAGUGUAUGAGGAUGUCAUGGACAAUCCGUCCAAACUGAACUUCUACACUGGAAUACCAAACAAAGGAUUGUUUAAUGCUUUAUUUGACGAAAUGGGCGAUAUGCAGGAAAAACCUCAAACUCGAUGUAGGAAGUCAAGUGGUGGUCGACCUAGGGCUCUACGACUUAUUGAUGAAUUUUUCAUGGUACUAAUGAGAUUAAGGUUAGGUCUAUUAGUGGCUGAUUUAGCAGCUAGAUUUUGCAUUUCACAGGCAGCCUGCAGCAGAUUGUUGAAUAAGUGGAUUGAUUAUUUAGAUAUGAAAUUAGAUUUUUUGAUUAUGUGGCCAUCGAAGUCAGCUGUAAAAUUUAACAUGCCAAAACUUUUUCGAGACAAGUUUCCAGACACUAGGGUUAUUAUUGACUGCACCGAAAUCAAAACUGAAACACCGAGAUCGCUGCAGUUAAAAUCUUUGAUUACAGCGACUAUAAAUCCCAUAUUACUUGGAAAUCUUUAGUAGGGAUCAGUCCUUCAGGGCAUGUAACAUUUGUAUCAGAUGUGUGGGUUGGAUCGAUAAGUGACAAAAAGAUAACAAACAACAGUGGGAUAAUUGACUUGCGUGAAGAAGGUGAUUCUAUAAUGGCAGAUAAAGGAUUUAUCAUUUCUGACCUCACCACACCAAAAGGAAUAAAGCUGGUCAUACCACCCUUUAAACGUGGACAAUCUAAAUUCUCAAAACGUGAAGUUCAGCAAACAAGGGAUAUUGCUAAUGCUAGGAUCCACGUUGAAAGACAAAUGGAGCGCAUAAAAAACUUCAGAAUUGUCCAAGGUGUGAUGCCUAUCACAAUGUCAUCUCGUGCUUCGAAAGUGUGGAAAUUGUGUGCGAAGUUGACAAAUCUACAGCCCCCUCUUGUACCCAAUUGACCGUUCUGUAAUACAUGUGUAAUUCUUAUUGUGCAUCAUAACCUGAACUUUUGCCUCAGAAUCAGUAUCUACUCCAGGAGGGGGGAUUUAGCAAAAAAAAAACAUGAAAUGACUUAUCCCCACCUAUUUUCUUAAGUUGGGGGUUUUAAUUUUCAAAUAAAUACAAAGUAUAUGACAGUUUGAAGAGUUUGAGUAGUAUAUAUUAAAAACUACUAAUACUGCUGUUGAUUGACAGCAAUUAUAGUUUAGUAUAAUUAAGUAUAGUAGCAAAAGAGUUUUUGAACAUUUUAAGUUAUAUAAACUAAACCAUGUAUGCAUUUAUUCAUCAGUGUAUAAUUGCUUUUGUUUGUAACGAUUGAAGUUGUUCUAAUUAAUAAAAUGUCGACUUCCA
Molecule: messenger RNA, 2103 nt
Organism: Mya arenaria
Lineage: Eukaryota; Metazoa; Mollusca; Bivalvia; Myida; Myidae
Exons: 3
Coding region: 121-1305 (394 amino acids)
Source: RefSeq, a predicted model, not a curated record